AUGUUCGCAUUCUUUCGUGUUUUAUCAAAUUUCCCCAGCAGAAAUUGCUUGGAGUUGUUCUACCUUUUCCUAACAUGCCCGAUUCUGUGGCACUUAUUUAAUUCUAUGAGAUCCGGAAGACAGAAGCGGUUCAAAAAACUUAACGAUAAUGUUCCUUUAACGGAUUUACAGCUUGAUUGUAAUCAUGAUGAUUCUAAUUACCGCGCGUCAAAUAGACCGUUUGAAUUACCUACCGUUCCGACUUUACGACCAUCGGACACUGAAUUUUCCGAUUUCUAUUCGUUUUUGCAAAAGAAUCAACAAGUAUUUUCAGAAUGCCCGGCUGCCAAGGUAGUUCCUGCCGCUGGCUGGAAUCUACCCAUUGCUCUAGAUCUUGAAACUUUUAAAUUCAAAGGUCAGAAACAAAAAUUGCAUACGGAUUCUUUUCGCUACGAUCAAAAUUAUGAUUAUUUUAAUAAGCUGAAAGAAUUUCACGAAGAACGAGGUUUAUACUUCAAUAAACCUCCAAUGCUCCAAAACCAACCAUUAGAUUUCCUCCAAUUAAGAAAUACCGUUUCUCACUUCACCAGUUUGGAAUCAACCUUGAGCAAUUCUUUGCUGUCAAAAAUUACAGAGACCUUGAAUCUGCCAGAUUCCAAGGAUGUCAGACAAAUUCUUGCUCGAACUUACGAACGUUAUAUCAAACCGUAUGAACGAACACAAUCACAUACUUCUUCUGCCAACCCUAGCUUGGUUUCUCGAUCCACAAGAAUUUCUCGUAGUUCCGUUGCUCAUACCUCUACUGAUGCACCCCCAAUGUCCGAACAUGAUACUUCUCGAUCAAAUGGAUCGCAGACAGUUGGUAAACGCACUUUUCUUGAGCGCGGCGAACAAUGCGAAUUUUGUGCUUCGGAUUCAAAUCCAGAAACUAUUUUGCUUUGUGAUGGUUGUGAAUGUGCCUAUCAUAUAUCCUGUCUCGACCCUCCAUUGAAUGCUGUCCCCAAAGAGGAUUGGUACUGUGAUACAUGCAAGCACGGCAUUCAUUCGUAUGAUCCAAGAAAAGGGCAGCAUUGGACUGUGGCUACCUUCAGAGACCAUUCCAACAAAUAUAUGGAAGCACUAUUGAGUAAAAAAGCCAUGCCCGUCGAUCCCACCGAAAACGAUUUGGAAAACUUGUACUGGUCGAUGAUGGAUGAAUACUCUUUGCUUUCAGAGCAACAUCAAGUUGAAAGAUUUACUACUUCGUCCAUCAGCUCCUUACCAUCUAAAGAGUUACAACCUUCAAAUCAAUCUUCCUUUGACGGUUGGAACCUUCGUAAUAUUCCUCAUCAUAAAUCCUCUCCUUUUAAUUUUACAAUUUCCGAUAUGCAUUCUUUAGCCAAUCCGCAAAUGUCUAUAGGCAUGGCAUACUCUACUUACGAAUGGCAACAGUCCCCUAUCGGUACUUCCCAAGUGUAUCACAAUAGAUAUGGCAGCACCGUCACAUGGUAUAUUUUGCCUCCAGAUCAAACAGAGAAAUUUGAAAAGUUUGUUCAUGAUCUGGAUAAUAGCUACGAAGAUAGUUUUUUUCUUGACCCCUCUUUCCAGUUACCUUUUCCUAUGUCACCAGCACUUCUUUUGUCUAAUGGAAUUCAAGUCAUGGCUGUAGAUUUACGGCCCAACGAAUUUUUAGUUGUGUCUCCCAAGAGUUACCAUUUUGGAUUUCACCUUGGAUUUGGAUGCUUAGAAACAGCUCAUUUUGCCACGAUCGAAUGGAUUAAAGAUGAUAUAUUGAAAAGUAGUUUGGGUCGCAUGAAAGAUUUACAUAUCUAUUCCCCUAUUUCGUAUGAUGCUAUUAUAAUUUCCAUGGCUUUGUCGCGGUUACCCGAAUUUACAAAUGACUGGUUUAUUGAGAAGCUUCAAGGCGUCAUAAGCUUUGAAGUACAGCAAAGAGAGCUGUUAUCAAAAUCACAACCAAAGGUUACAAUAAGACAGUUGCAAGACCAUCCUAUUCCGCAGGUCGUUUGUUCAAAAUGUCAAUCUAUGACAUUUACGUCGUACGUUAAAACACACGUUUCGAGUGAGAUUUAUUGCCUUGAACAUUAUAUGAGAGAUUCCGAGAUCUCUUCUCAACCUUCAACUGUUUACUAUCGAUGGGGAACAUCCGAGUUGUCAAGACUUUUAGAUCGGUUUUCUGCGUUUGUCAGAGCGCCUGUUGAGUGGUCCGAAAAAUUAAAAACCAUUUUAUUAGCAACUCCCAAACCUCAUAUAAAAUCUCUCGAAGCCCUGUUAGCUGAUGCCGAAUACGCAAUGCUAAAUACUAAGGAUACUUCAGCCUUGCGGAGUUUCAUCCGUAAAGCUAAUGCCUGGAUUAAUUCGAUCAAUCAUUAUUUAAGCAUCUCUCCGAUAAAGAAAAGGAAAGAAAAAAAGCUAUCAUUUAUGAAGAUUCAUGAUCAACGAGUAAAUUCUACUGGUAUGCGUGACUUAGAAAAUCUGUUUCAAGUAUUACAAAAAUCAAAGGAUAUGGCUUUUACUUGUGAAGAAAUUGAAGCUAUGAAAAAAAAGGUAUCAGAUUUACUUCAAUUCAGGGUUCGAUUAACCGAAGUUUUUUCUGGUUCAUUAGACAGAAGGAUGUGCCAGAACUUAUUGAAUGAGGCAGAAUCUUUAGGAUUUAUGUUCCCUGAAUUAACGAUCAUUCAGAAAUAUUUGACACAAUAUGAUUGGCUUGACAUGUUCUACGCUAUUGAAACUGAAAAGACAUCAGACGCUGAUUUAGAAAAACUCAUAUCCUUUGGUUUAGCUGCCGGUGUUCCUGAGGACAAUGAUCAUAUGAUUUUUGUUAGAGCUAUGAAAGGGAGAGCGGAAAUUUGGGAAAACCAGGUUCGUGAUGUACUAUCUAAAAGUAAUGUAUCUUACGAUCGUUUGAGUCUUCUCAAAGAUGAAGCUUUGACGCUCUGUGUUGAUAAAGUUUUGUACACCAGGGUUGUUGAAAUUUUGCAAAAUGCCGAAGAGGUAAAAAGCAAAAUUAGCACAUUAUGCGAACGCUCUCAAGAUAAAGCUUUUAAGUUGAGACCUGCAAUGGACGAGGUGAAAGACGCUUUGGCUCAAGCUGAAAAACUUCCGAUGUUAUCUGAUAGCAUUGUAGCUUUACAGAAAAUGUAUGAUUCGGUUCUCGAAUGGAUUCGUAGAGGUAAAAGACUUUUCGGAAAAGCUAAUGCUCCUUUGGAAAUUUUGGGACAGCAUUUGGAGUACGUUGAGAAGAGAAACGCCGCUUCUUUGUCUUUACUAGAUAGACCGGGCCCUCCGAUGGAGCCUUCUUCUCGCGAAGCGAGUCCUGAUUCUGAAGGAAAACUUGUAUACAAAGUGAAAAGACCACGUAUUUUUUGUUUUUGUCGUUUACCUGAAAACGGGGUUAUGAUAGAAUGCGAAAUAUGUCAUGAAUGGUAUCAUGCAAAGUGUUUGAAAAUGUCUAAAAAAAAGCUUCGGCAAGAUGAGAAAUUUACAUGCCCUGUUUGCGAUUAUAGAGUUGAAAUACCUCGCUUAUCGAAUAGACCACGUCUUGAGGAUUUGCAGUCCUUGCUUAGGGAUGUUGUACUUUUGCCUUUUAAACCAAAAGAAACUGAUAUUUUGGAAAAUGUUGUUGACCUAGGAACACGGUUUCGACAAGAACUCCAAGCAUUUGCCCAUAAUCCAUUUAGCCUAACGAUGGCUGAAGUAUUGUUAGCGAGGUUCUAUCUUCGGAAAAUGGAAGGAGCAGAAAUUUUACUAGCUGAUGAAACCAACUUGUUUAGACAAAAGUUGCACGAGUGUGUUCCUAUCGCUCCAACUCCGCCGCCCGUAAUUGGGGAAUCGAAGUCCACCCGUAAGCCGAGACCUACAAAGCGUCAGCGUCAGAUAAUGAAGCAAGUCGCCGAAGGUGUACUUCCGGAAUCGGCAAUCGCACCUUCUAGCGCUCAAAAUGAUAAGAAAGCGCCUAUGAACAAUAACGGAACAGCAAUGAAUAAAACAGACAGUCCCCAGAGUGACACAAAAAUAAGCCAUGAAAAUGGACAGUCAAGUACGGCGUUGUUGAAACAAUUUAGGUUAACUCCAACAGCUGAAUUGAAUGGUACAUCAAACUUAUGUGCUUAUUGUCAAAAACCAGCGAACGAUGGAAGCUUUACUAUGUGUUCAAGGUGCAAUAAAGAUUAUCAUUAUGGAUGUAUGGGAGAAAUGCCAAAUAACUCUGGAUACAAGACUUUCACAUGUCAGGAUUGUAAACACAAUUCAGAAGAAACUCCGAUGUUUCACAGUAAAUUGCGAAAUGGGAUUCAUGCUAAAGAUACAGAUGUUAUGGAAAAGGAUGAUAACAUUGGUAGGUCAAGCUUACCAAAUUCGCCAUCGGCAACAGUCUCUAAAUAUUCACGUGUAAUGAAAACCCCGGGAGGCAUGCAGGACAUGCUAAUAUCUCGAAAAUUAUCCUGCGGUGAACAUGUUUUUUUUGGUACAGACGUUUUUACAUCUUUAGGAGAUAUGGUUACGGAAACUCCAGAUGUUACUCUUGAUGAAUUUGUUGAAAAAAAUGAUGGCUUAACGGAAAGUUAUUUAAAUAUGUAA
Messenger RNA from Schizosaccharomyces osmophilus, 4554 nucleotides. RefSeq names its product histone demethylase (H3-trimethyl-K4 specific), Lid2 complex subunit Lid2 (gene lid2). The transcript is spliced from 2 exons. Gene Ontology annotation, biological process: chromatin remodeling. Gene Ontology annotation, molecular function: DNA binding; histone demethylase activity. The record is from RefSeq and is a predicted model, not a curated record. Gene Ontology annotation, cellular component: nucleus. NCBI's taxonomy places the organism in Eukaryota, Fungi, Ascomycota, Schizosaccharomycetes, Schizosaccharomycetales, Schizosaccharomycetaceae. The coding region runs from base 1 to 4554 and encodes 1517 amino acids.